AUGGCAAGUAUCAAAGCUCAAUAUGAUGCAGUGAAAUGUCGUGAAAGAGUACGAUGUGGAGGUUUCCGUUUCGUGAUACCAUGCAAAAACUUCGUUGUUCCAAAAUUCAAGUGUUGUGGUGGGAAGCAUUCUGGAGCUGACAUAGAGUACAAGGCGGAUAACUUCUGUCUAAACAACGAUGUUGUGGCUCAGACACCAUUACCACCUAUCAAGAGGCCUGGUCCUUCUUCUCAUGAGUCUUAUGAAGCAAACAGUACUAACUUCAGGCCGGCAAUACAGCCUCCUCCAAGCGCUACUUCUUCUUUUAACAGAGUGAAUUCCUAUGAUAACAAUGCGUGCAAUAGUUCGUUCGAUACUCCUAAUGUCCAGUCAUCUGCUUUGAGCCGCAACAGUUUUCGGGUAAACACCUCUUUUGAGCAUGCUCCGAUCAGUCGUCCGGUCAUUAUCGAAGACAGACCUAUGGAUGAUGUCGUUGACGAAUCAGAUGCUGAGGAAAUUAUGUUUUGUGACGAUCCCCGUGACGAUCCCAAAUUUCAAGAUGAUUCUUUCGAUAACGACGAUAUUCCAAUCACGGAAGAUAAAGUCGGGGAUGUCACUAUGGCUGGACAGUUCGGUUUUCCAGCGGAUAUGAUCUCCUCAACUUCUGCUGCUAGCACGAACAUCACAGCAAAUGACAGUUUCGACGAAUGUGAUAUUGUAGUUGGAGACUUGCCGAGCACAAGCUCCAGUAAAGCUACUAAGGUCUCAACUGAACGUCACGAUAUGCAUGGACAGUUUCGUGGAUUCUUGAAAGAUGAUAGCGAAGAGUUUGAGGAUGAAGUCGCCGUAUUGGGCCAAUUCCGUAGAGAUGAGUUGUACGACACCCUGAAGGCAAAGUUUGGUUUCAACUCGUUCCGACACCGACAGAAAACAGCUAUUAUUUCUAUUCUGAGUGGACAUGAUGCUUUCGUUCUUAUGCCAACAGGAGCGGGAAAAAGUUUGUGCUAUCAGUUACCUGCAGUUCUAUCUGAGGGAGUCACUGUGGUGGUCUCUCCAUUGAAAUCCUUAAUUGAAGACCAAAAAUUUAAAAUGAAGGAAUUAGAUAUUCCUUGCGAAGCUUUUACCUCCGAACUGACUCUUCAGCAGCAGGAUAUUAUAUACCAGAAGCUAACUAUGGAUCCUCCGCUCGUGAAGCUGUUGUAUGUCACUCCAGAAAAAAUUAGUGCCUCUCCCAGAUUGGCAACAGUGUUCUCCACACUACACAAAAGAAAUCACUUGGCUCGCUUCGUAAUCGAUGAGGCUCAUUGUGUUUCUCAAUGGGGACAUGAUUUCCGUCCUGAUUAUACCAAGCUCACAUCUCUUAGAAGAGAUUAUGCGGUCCCAAGAGUUCCGAUUGUGGCUUUGACCGCUACUGCUACUCCAAAGAUAGUUACAGAUACAAGAAAUCAUUUGGCAAUUCCACAAUCGAAGUUAUUCAUCAGUAGUUUCGUACGUACGAAUCUCAAGUACGAUAUUGUACCGAAAGCGGCAAAAACACUGGUAACGAUGAUCGAGAGGUUGAAACAGUUGUACCCCGGAAAGUCAGGAAUCGUUUAUUGCUUGUCGAGAAAAGAAUGUGAAACAAUAGCUGCUUCCUUAACGAAAAAUGGGAUGUCCGCUGAUGUUUACCACGCCGGACUUGAUGAUAAAAAACGAAUUGCUGUUCAACAUCGUUGGUUGGGAAAUCGAGUUGAUGUCAUCUGUGCUACUAUAGCUUUUGGAAUGGGAAUCGACAAACCAGAUGUUCGCUUUGUUAUUCAUUAUAGUUUACCAAAAUCAAUCGAAGGUUAUUAUCAAGAAACAGGUAGAGCUGGACGUGAUGGUUUACCUUCAUAUUGUGUCAUGCUCUACAGUUAUUGUGACUCAGUACGUUUGCGUAAAAUGGUUGAAAUGGAUGACAGUACCGUUGGUGUUCGUUCGAUGCACUUGAACAGCAUAUAUCAAGUAGUUGCUUAUUGUGAGAAUAUUUCAAUUUGUCGUAGAAAGCAGCUCGUGGAGCAUUUCGGAGAGGUUUAUGAUGCCCAAGCAUGUUUCACCAGUAGCACACCUUGUGAUGUUUGUGAGAAACGGAAGAAAGAUCCAGAAUCACUAAAGUUGUUUGAUUAUUCGGAUGAAGCCACAUUGAUAUUAAAAUCAUUAGAUAGAAUGGGAAAUGUCACACUAAAGUACUUAUCAGAGCUGUAUAGAGGUCAAAUGCAAAAAAAAACUGGCGAACAAGCGAUGCGUCUGGGUCAUACUAAUCUGGGUUUCUAUGGAAGAGGGGCCAGCAUGUCAGAUUUAGAUGCUUUGAGAUUUAUAAGAAAGAUGGUUGUGGAUGGCUAUAUAUUCGAAAAACUGUUCACUACUCGAAUGGAUCUCACAGUUGCUUAUGCUCAGUUGACAGACAAAGGAAGAGCUAUCUCUAAAGGACAAGCAACCGCUAAGGUCUUCUUACAUAUCAAUACUAGUGGAAACAAAAGAAAAUCAUUCAGUACAGAUGGAUUACGAAUAACCGCUGUUUCCGAGGCUCGAGCGCUGAAAGAGAAGCAUAUGGUCAAGCAUGCAGACAUCUUCCAAAGAUGUCUACGAGCUCUUCAAAACUUGAUCACUCAAAUUGCUGAAGAAAACAAUCUGCCAGGCAGUACUUCUAUUAUUUCCAGAGAAGGCAUCGAACAGAUAGCGGCUCUACUUCCGAGAACAAACUCGGAUUUACUUCAAGCGGAUACAAUGACUGCAAACAAGGUUGAAAAGUAUGGCCCACGAAUCAUGAGCGAACUAAAACCAUACUGGCUUGAAAUAGACGCCAGAGAUACAGCUGAAAUACAUGAACAAUUAGAAAAAUUGAAACAGAGAGAGGAAGUAAUGGGAGGAUUUGCUUGUAUCCCGUCUCAGCCUGUCAGUAGUCAAGCUCCAAGAGUGCCCGUAUCACGAUUUAGAGGUAAAUUUGGUAGAGGCGGUGGCCGAGGUAAAGUUGGUCGAGCAACUCCGAGGCCGAGAAAGAAAGGCAGCGGUGGUUCUUCUCAAACAUCACAAGGAACAAGACGGGCGACAAGAGGAGCUCGGGCUCAACCGAAGGCAGCACCAGGCCUUAACCCCAUGCUUUUUCCUUUUUAA
Molecule: messenger RNA, 3111 nt
Organism: Auanema sp. JU1783
Lineage: Eukaryota; Metazoa; Nematoda; Chromadorea; Rhabditida; Rhabditidae
Source: the annotation of a GenBank genome assembly